GGGGAGGAGAGCGGGAGGUGGCGUGCAUAAACGCUCCGCGAGCAGCAUCUCGACGAAUUCGGUAAGUAGCUCGGUGUUUACCAGCACACCGCCAAUGCGAUCAACCUCCCGUUUCGGACCUGGGAUGCAGCAGCAGCAGCAGCAGGGUACGCAGAGCCCUGAUGUAUCACCGACGGGUUCGCGUGCUAUCCCACUAUCGAGUUCGUACGACGGGUACAACAGUGAGCGCUCGAAUGAUACGAAUGGCAUGCCACCCCCCUCUAUCGCCAUCUCAUCUGCAACCCCACCCCGCCGCAACCACGAUCGCGGUUCACCCUCCCCAGCCCCGAGCGUUUGGUCCCUCCGUUCUGGAUAUGGUGGAGACCAUAACGAGGCUGAUGGAUACGGGAGUGGUCCAGAUGGGGGCGAGGGGAGGGAUGAGCGGAGUGCGAGCGAGCCUCUGCCGGGGUUUGGGCUUGCGAGUCGUGAUAAGAGGAUGAGUUUGAGGAGUACCAUUUUGAAUCGGGAUCCGGGGGCUGGACAUUGAGCGAGCGAGCUUGCAAGACGUUCUUUGGCUGAGGAAGAAGAUGGAUGAUGGGGUAUGACAUACACGGAUUUUCUUGGGAAAGCGGGUUUUGGAGUACUGUACCCUUUACAUUUUGUGGAAUACCAUUAGCUCGCGAAGGGGACAGUAUAGGAUUUUUGAGAUAUCGAUUUCGUCUCCGUGGAA
This is a messenger RNA of Saitoella complicata NRRL Y-17804, 709 nucleotides long. RefSeq lists its product as uncharacterized. The transcript has a single exon. The record is from RefSeq and is a predicted model, not a curated record. NCBI's taxonomy places the organism in Eukaryota, Fungi, Ascomycota, Saitoellomycetes, Saitoellales, Saitoellaceae. The coding region runs from base 95 to 526 and encodes 143 amino acids.